AUGUCGUACUUCUUCUCGACCCCCGUCGACAUCGACAUCGUGCUGGAGGACGCGGACGAGCGGUCCAUGGUCGAUGUCAAGCUCGACAAGAACAGACGCGAGAAGGCGCCACUGUACAUGGACGGCGAGUCCGUCAAGGGCGCCGUGACUAUCAGACCCAAGGAUGGCAAGCGGCUAGAGCACACCGGCAUCAAGGUCCAAUUCAUUGGCACGAUAGAAAUGUUUUUCGACCGCGGAAACCACUACGAAUUCCUCUCCCUCGUCCAGGAGCUCGCAGCGCCGGGCGAGCUGCAGCACCCGCAGACCUUUGACUUCAACUUCAAAAACGUCGAGAAGCAGUACGAGUCGUACAACGGUAUCAACGUCAAGCUCCGCUACUUUGUCCGCGUCACCGUGUCACGCCGCAUGGCCGACGUCAUCCGCGAGAAGGACAUCUGGGUCUACUCGUACCGCAUACCCCCUGAGAUGAACUCGUCCAUCAAGAUGGACGUCGGUAUCGAGGACUGCCUGCACAUCGAGUUUGAGUACUCCAAGAGCAAGUACCACCUCAAGGACGUCAUCGUCGGCCGUAUAUACUUCCUGCUCGUCCGCCUCAAGAUCAAGCACAUGGAGUUGUCCAUUAUCCGUAGGGAGACGACGGGCGCCGCGCCGAAUCAGUAUAACGAGAGUGAAACGCUGGUGCGCUUCGAGAUUAUGGACGGCUCCCCGUCUAGAGGAGAGACCAUCCCCAUCCGCCUCUUCCUUGGCGGCUUUGACCUCACUCCAACCUUCCGGGAUGUCAACAAGAAGUUCUCCACCAGGUACUACCUUAGUUUGGUGCUCAUCGACGAAGAUGCUCGGAGAUAUUUCAAACAGUCAGAAAUCAUCCUCUACCGCCAAGCACCUGACGCAGCACAGAGCCCGAACAUGAUUAUGGCUGCGGCGCCCGAAAACCCCAAGCUCAUGCCGCAGCCUACCCAGGUAUAA
Molecule: messenger RNA, 966 nt
Organism: Colletotrichum karsti
Lineage: Eukaryota; Fungi; Ascomycota; Sordariomycetes; Glomerellales; Glomerellaceae
Product: vacuolar protein sorting-associated protein 26
Exons: 4
Coding region: 1-966 (321 amino acids)
Biological process (GO): retrograde transport, endosome to Golgi; intracellular protein transport
Cellular component (GO): endosome; retromer complex
Source: RefSeq, a predicted model, not a curated record